AGUCCGGUUUCUGCUUGCGCAGUUCGCAUUGUUUGCCGCUUUUUUUAUAUUAAUUAAUAAUGUUGCUAGAAUUUCUGGCUCUCUUCGUUGUUGCUUUGGUGCUAGCUUAUCGCUGGUCAACCGCUAGCUUUAAUUUCUUCAAGCAGCGAGGAAUUCCCUACAACAAGCCCUAUCCACUUGUGGGCAGCAAUGGAAAAAUUAUCUUCGGAAAACAAUCCAACUUUAAUCUGAUCAUCGAUUUGUACAAUGAAGGCAAGGGCAAGGUCUUUGGCAUCUUUGAACAAAUGUCGCCUGUUUUAAUGAUACGCGAUCCGGAACUUAUCAAGCAGAUAACCGUGAAGGAUUUCGAUCACUUUAUUAACCAUCGCAGCUUUUUUGGCACAGAUGGAGAAGCACCCCAUGACAUAGAUCAUCUGUUCUUCAGCUCACUAUUCACCAUGCGCGAUGCACGCUGGAGGGACAUGAGAACCACUUUGUCACCCGCUUUCACGGGCAGCAAAAUGCGUUACAUGUUCCAGCUAAUGAAUGUGGUGGCCAAGGAGGCGGUGGAUUACCUCAAGCGUGAUCCAUUACCCGAGGCAGGCCUGGAGCUGGAUAUGAAGGAUUACUCGCUGCGAUUCACCAACGAUGUGAUUGCCUCGACGGCCUUUGGCCUGGAAGUGAACUCCUUUAAAGAUCGGGAGAAUACCUUCUACAUUAUGGGCAAGAACCUGACAACUUUUACUUUCCUGCAAGGCUUGAAGUUUGUGAUCUUCAGAACUGCGCACUCGCUGUUCAAGCUACUGAAGUUGCCGCUCUUUGAUAGGGUGAGCUCCAAGUACUUGAUGGACAUCGUUUUAGAUACUAUGAAAUACCGCAAGGAACACAACAUUGUGCGUCCAGACAUGAUUCACUUGCUGAUGGAGUCGCGAGGCAUGAUUCCCUCCGAGAAAUCCAAUGUGAACACGGAUCGUGAUUGGGAUGACUAUGAACUGGCUGCCCAAUGCUUUGUGUUCUUUUUUGCUGGCUUGGAGAUGUCCUCCAAGCUCAUGUGCUUCACUGGCCAGGAGCUGAUGGAAAACGUUGAUGUACAAGAUAAAUUGUAUGCUGAGAUUGCCGAAGUCGACAGCCAGUUGGAGGGCGGUCAGGUGACCUACGAUGUUCUUAUGGGCAUGAAGUACUUGGAUCAGGUGGUGAACGAGGUGCUACGCAAGUGGCCGCCAUCUCUGUCCGUGGAUCGUGAGUGCAACAAGGACAUUUACUAUGAGGCCGAUGGUAAAAUUAUUAAGAUCAAAAAGGGCGACUGUAUCUUCCUGCCUAACUGUGCCCUGCACUACGAUCCCAAGUACUUUGAGAAUCCCACAAAGUUCGACCCGGAGCGUUUUAGCGAUGAGAACAAACAUAAGAUUAAUCCCUUCACAUACUUUCCCUUUGGUCUGGGCAAACGAAGCUGCAUUGGCUCACGAUUUGCUCUACUCAAGGCCAAGGCCCUCAUCUACUAUAUGCUGCGGGACUUCCGCAUUGAGCCUGCUUCUAAAAGCACCAUUCCCUUGGAUCUUAUGUCCGCUGGCUUGCAGGUGAAGCCGAAAGACGGAUUUUGGAUUCAGCUCGUUCCACGUGACUAACUUGAGAUUGAGAGUAACGAAUUCAGUAUUAUGCAAACUUGAAUAUGAUUUAUUGAAUGAUCUAUGACUCUGAUACCUGAGAGAAAUGUACUGCAUUUAAAACUGCAUAGCUUUAUUGUGAUAUAGUUCUUUAAACGCUUAUUAA
This is a messenger RNA of Drosophila nasuta, 1749 nucleotides long. RefSeq names its product putative cytochrome P450 9f2. The record is from RefSeq and is a predicted model, not a curated record. Gene Ontology annotation, molecular function: heme binding; iron ion binding; monooxygenase activity. The transcript has 4 exons. The coding region runs from base 60 to 1604 and encodes 514 amino acids. NCBI's taxonomy places the organism in Eukaryota, Metazoa, Arthropoda, Insecta, Diptera, Drosophilidae.